This is a messenger RNA of Mollisia scopiformis, 1447 nucleotides long. RefSeq names its product threonine protein kinase. Bases 95 to 1321 code for a protein of 408 amino acids. The record is from RefSeq and is a predicted model, not a curated record. The transcript is spliced from 3 exons. NCBI's taxonomy places the organism in Eukaryota, Fungi, Ascomycota, Leotiomycetes, Helotiales, Mollisiaceae. Gene Ontology annotation, biological process: regulation of cytokinesis; mitotic spindle organization; protein phosphorylation. Gene Ontology annotation, molecular function: ATP binding; protein kinase activity. Gene Ontology annotation, cellular component: spindle pole centrosome; spindle midzone; spindle microtubule.
CAACAAGACAAUACUAACCAACAGCAGAACGAACAUUGAGGUGCCGAAGACUUGAGCUCUCACCUACAAGUCAGUCAUUCGUUUACCUUCUCAAAUGGCAACUCAAGCGCUCGAGUCGCGCUUUGAGCGCAUGUCUGUCAACGAUGAAAAUGAUCCUGGUGAUGGAAGCAAAUAUCAGAAAUCUAAGAUGACAAGUAGCAUUACUUCCGCCCAACUGUCACAGAAUGCGAGUCGAGCCAAUCUAUUAAAGAUCGCGCUGCAAAAUCAAAACACUACAAGCACUAUCGUUACUGUUCCCUCCCAGGCAUCACAAUGGCGUUCCUCGAACAUGCCGAAUGGAGCAGGAUCUCCGUCAAGGAAACAGAUGUCGAGCUCAAUGCGAGGAUCGGACGAGUUGACACGAGUCGAGCGAAAAUCGAAUCAGCUCUACGAUCAACCUGCACCACCAAAACAAUUCCAUCUCGGCAUGUUCGAAAUCGGGCGACCUCUAGGGAAGGGAAAGUUUGGUCGUGUAUAUUUGGCUCGAGAACGUAGCUCAGGCUUUGUGUGUGCUCUGAAAGUUCUUCACAAGAACGAGAUUCAGCAAGGCAAGGUCGAGAAACAAGUCAGGAGGGAGAUUGAGAUCCAAAGCAAUCUUCGACACCCGAACGUAUUGCAACUCUAUGGACACUUUCACGACAGCAAGAGAAUUUUCCUGAUUCUUGAAUUUGCCGGAAAGGGAGAGUUGUACAAACACCUACAACGAGAGCACCGGUUUCCAGAAUGGAAAGCAGCACAAUAUAUUGCACAAAUGGCUGCUGCCCUCAAGUAUCUCCACAAAAAACAUGUUAUGCACCGGGACAUCAAACCAGAAAACAUCCUUGUGGGUAUUCAUGGCGAGAUCAAAAUCUCAGAUUUUGGAUGGAGUGUUCAUGCACCAAACAAUCGACGAAAUACCAUGUGUGGUACUCUUGACUAUCUGCCACCGGAGAUGAUCAAGCCUGGAAGUCAAGACAACUUCUAUAAUGAGAAGGUGGACUUGUGGAGUUUAGGUGUUUUAACCUACGAGUUCUUGGUUGGAGAGGCACCGUUUGAGGACACACCUGUGAUGACACAGAGGAGGAUUGCUAGAGGAGAAAUGACAGUUCCAAGCUUUGUUAGCCCUGAAGCGAAAGAUCUGAUCAAGAGACUUCUUGUCUUGGAUCCAGAGAAGCGGAUACCUCUAGAUCAAGUUCAAAAGCAUCCAUGGAUUAUCAAGCAUUGCGUGAGAGGGGAGCGUGCUAGUCAAAGAGACUCGAAGUCAACCGGAAGUAAAUCAUCAGCGAGUGAGAGGGACGAAUAACGAAUUCAUGACCAACGGUUGGCGUUUAGGUGACAUAAGUAUCAGAAAGCUGGGGGCAUUUUGGGAGUUGGGAGAUCAUUAUAUUCCUUGUACGCCUACGCUGAACAAUAUAUUCGUGACACAAAU